AUGGCUCCUCUCAUUCUACAUAAUGUCCCUGACGACGAGUGUUACGUCGGCGAUGAUGGGGUGAAGCGACCAUAUGCCAUGUAUUUCAACCAACAAGAUGCUCCCCAAGGAAGCGCACGAUCACGUCGCAGCGCCGCCGAGUCUGGUUCGUUCGGUAAAUCCACACGGCGCUCACGAUCGCGUACUGGAACACCCGCACGCAGUCGCGAAAAUCCUACACUAGCUGCUGCAGACAAGCUCUUUGGCGACUGGGUAUCCAACCAGGCUGCAACAGCGCCGUCUCAAACUGUUCAGCGUAAGAGCAGUGGUUUGAUGCAAGAAGAUGUUCCCGUCAAGCGAUCUGUUACUUCUACACCCGUCGAGCUCAUCCUUCGCGGCUACCGAUCAUCAACACAGCAGUACGCUGCUAUCUCCCACUAUGAAUCCCUUGCCGGUGCGAUCUUGGAGGAUUACCCUCGUGAACCUCCUGUCAGCCAACGCCGAUACAAAUCUGAGUUGCGUGAUCCUGCCUUUACGCGACGUCGCAACCUGACAGCAGAUGAGCGAGCGAUGGUGAACCACGCAGAUGGCGGAGAGCACUGGGUGAAGGUCACUUUCGAAAGCAGAGAAGCCGCCGAAGCCGCAACUUUUGCCAGCCCUCAAAGGAUACUGGGUCAUCUGGUUUAUGCUGAGCCAUACCGAGGUGUUCCUCCCGCCAAAGACGAGGCUUGUCCCGAUAUCGAGGUCAUCCCAGACCAUUCACGCUCACAGAGUAUGCCUGCUGCUGUUCCUACUGCCAAUGGUCGCAAGAGCUUCAGUGGGCCUACAUCGUUUAACAGCCGGCUCCUCGAUCUCUCUCCUCCUCAUUCGCAGACAUCUAGCUUUACCAUAGAUACCGGAACUAUCAGCAACUCUCACGCUUCCACUGCUACGAUCACCGAGCCUUUCCCUCUUCCUCAAGCUACCACAUCAAGCAUUGAACCCAUGGACGUUCGCGAUGGCGACAGCGUUUUCUGCCGCCGCAUCCCUACUGCCCGUCGCGCUACGAUUCUUCCCGCCGAGCAAGCUCUCCUACCUCAACAGACUAUGAUGCAACGGGUUGUCAAUGCUAUUCCCUUUGUCAAGUGGUUCGGUGGUAGCAUGAUCGGUAACGAAGUACCACGAACCGAGACCGGCGAGUUUGACUGGAGCAAAGCCAGUCUCUACUGGAAGCUUAUCUGGUGGCUCGACGCUACUUUUGGACUAUUCAGCGGCGAUGUACUCAAUGCCGACAAGGACGACUAG
Fusarium musae is the source of this 1263-nucleotide messenger RNA. RefSeq lists its product as uncharacterized. Bases 1 to 1263 code for a protein of 420 amino acids. The transcript is spliced from 2 exons. The record is from RefSeq and is a predicted model, not a curated record. NCBI's taxonomy places the organism in Eukaryota, Fungi, Ascomycota, Sordariomycetes, Hypocreales, Nectriaceae.